Ilex paraguariensis (yerba mate) is the source of this 558-nucleotide messenger RNA. The record is from the annotation of a GenBank genome assembly. Lineage: Eukaryota; Viridiplantae; Streptophyta; Magnoliopsida; Aquifoliales; Aquifoliaceae.
AUGAGUGAGGCUCGUGGCUUUGUCCUUGAGAUGAGUGCUCAGAUGUUAAGUGAAGGAGACGAGAUGCGAGAUGGAACGAUCGGUGUUAAUGCAAGAGUCGAGGCGAACUCCGGUGAAACUGGGGGGCUAGUCGCAUUGGAGAGGCAACCCAAGUCGCCAAAGGUGAGGUGCCAUGGGCACUGCCAGGCGAGGCGGCCUAGGAUGCCAGACGAGGCGAUGGGCAGGCGUCGACUGGUGGGUGCACUGAUUGUGGAGGAGGGUCAAUGCCAGCUGGGCAAGGAUGGACGAGGGCGGCAUCACCGAAGGCUGGGCGUGACCAAGGAAGCGAGCUCGCAGGCGGCAUUGCUGGAUGCUAGGCACGGCCAGACGAGCACGCCAGUGGCGUUGUUGGUCGUUGGACGCAAAUGGGCGGCGCCGGCGGGGUUCUUGAUAUGGGGUGAGCCAGGCAAGACGGCUGAGCUUGGGCACAGAGCUAUGGAGCUUGGGUAUGGAGCUAUGGAGGAGGGAACACUAGUGUUUUCGACAACAACGACUCUAGGCAGGCGGUGGAUGGUAUGA